Messenger RNA from Xenopus tropicalis (tropical clawed frog), 4126 nucleotides. Its product is annotated as KIAA0319. The transcript has 21 exons. Gene Ontology annotation, cellular component: plasma membrane. The record is from RefSeq and is a predicted model, not a curated record. Bases 213 to 3386 code for a protein of 1057 amino acids. Lineage: Eukaryota; Metazoa; Chordata; Amphibia; Anura; Pipidae.
UCACAGCACACGGUGUGACGCUUCACCCUGUGACCCCGCCCAUUCUCCUCAGCAGCAUCUUCCCUGCUACACCCUCAGCUCCGGCCCAUCAUUGGACAAGAGAGCGGCACGGCAGGUGGGAAGGAGCCAAGGCCUGUAGCUGUCAGGAGUCGCCACUUCUCUGUCUUCAUCCGGUGUUGAGAAUGUACAACUGAGUAAGAAUUCAUCAUAUCAUGAGGCUGUACACUUACCUCAGCUUUCUGUGCAUUGUUACUGGAUCACUCAGUGAACAGUGCCAGGAUGGAGCUACUUUUGCUAAUGCUGCAAUAUCACCCAAUUUACAAAGAACACAUAUUAUGAGAGUGCCCAAUGCCCGGACCAUGUCUGACUGUACAACAGCUUGCUGUAACCAGUCAGGCUGUGACCUCUCCUGGAUGUUGGGUAGGCGAUGUUAUAUUGUGAACUGCCAACAUAAAGAGAAUUGUGAGCCCCAGAAAGUAGAGCACAUGAAACAUGUGAAAUCAUACCUUACAUUUGUCCUGAGACCUUCUGCAAGAUUUAUUCCAUUGCCGCUGUAUGGCAGUUUGAUGUCUCACAGAGGAUAUCCAUUGGAAGAGAAUGAUGAGUCUGAUGAGGACAUAGCACAUUUUAAAGAGCUGUCAUUCCUCAAUAAGAAUCCUAGUUUUCUAGAACUUGCAGACUACAAUGAGGAAUACAGUGAUCCCAAACUUGAUUUUCUUCCUUUAAGUGAUAAAGUAGACCAGAAAGAAAACCAUGAUUUAGACUAUUUGGGGUGGAUUUUGCCAGAGACUGAACAUGAUUCAAACUCUACAGCAGUAGAAAUUGGCAGACGCAAUGAGAAGCCAGAAGAAGGACUGAUGGAAGAGCCCACCGUGACUGCAGACCAAGUGACUGAGCCAUCAUUACUAAUUCACAUCCCUCCUACAGUUAUACAAGCAGGAGGAAGUAUGUCAGACUCAACAGGAACUAAUGAUGAUGCUGCAAGUGAGCCAACAACAAUUUUACCCAUUAUAAUACAAACCUUACCUUUUGUUACUGAAAGGACAACUAUUCAAGAGAUAAUAAUAGAGCCCCAAACAUUAUCAACAAAUCUGUCUUCUGCUGCAAUAUCUGAGACUUCAGUUGAACACACUGUUAUUCCCCCCACCACUGCAAAGAAGCCAUUUCAACAUCUGACAGUUUCCACUGAAACAGAAAUACUAGUAGUCCUGCCCAAAAAUGAAGUAGAAUUGAAUGCCGUUGUGGCACCUGAAGCACCAACAGAUAUGCCUUACUCUUUUGAAUGGAGUUUGAUCCAUCAACCUGUGGAUUAUCAGGGCCAGCUGAAUGCAAAACAUGCCAGAACACCCAAACUAUCCCAGCUUUCUCCAGGGAUGUACAUAUUGAAAGUUUCUGUGUCAAAUUUGAACAGUUUUGGAGAAGGAUAUAUAAAUGUGACUGUCAAACCAGCCAGAGUCAAUCAGCCCCCAGUAGCAAUUGUGUCUCCAAAAGCACUAGAAAUGUCUUUCCCUACAACAUCUGCCAUCAUCGAUGGAAGACAAAGUACAGAUGAUGGUAAAAUAGCCACUUACCUUUGGGAAGAGAUUGAAGGUCCUGGAGGAGAACCCAGAAAUGUAGGUGAUUCUCCAGUACUUCAUUUAACUGAGCUGAUAACAGGGAACCAUACCUUCAGGUUAACAGUUACUGAUAAUGAAGGAGCAAUUAAUUCUACGACAGCCUAUAUUACAGUCAGCAAACCUGCUGAUUAUCCACCUGUUGCCAAUGCUGGGCCUGAUCAAGUCAUAACAUUGCCCCAAAAUGCUAUAAUUCUAAAUGGAAAUAUGAGCAGUGAUGACCAAAAAAUUGUUAGCUAUGAGUGGUCCUUGAGCCCCAGCAGUAAAGGCAAAGUAGUGGCUAUGCAGAGUGUUCACUCACCAUAUCUGCAGGUAUCUGCAAUGCAAGUAGGAAAAUAUACAUUUGAACUAACUGUGACUGAUUUAUCCGGACAGCGUUCCAGUGAUAACAUUACAGUGACAGUACAACCUGAGCCUAAUACCCCGCCUGUAGCAGUGACAAGUCCAUAUAAAGAACUGAUUUUACCAAUGGAUUCUACUAUAUUAGAUGGAAGUAGAAGUAGAGAUGAUGAAGGCAUAACAGCCUAUAAGUGGGAAUAUAUAAGUGGUCCAUCCAAGGUGACAAUUCAGGACAGUGAUAAGCCAAUGGGACUGGUGACUGGGCUUCAAGUUGGUGUAUACACCUUUCAUUUGACAGUAAAAGACCAACAAGGAUUAAGCAGCACUGCUACCCAUUCUGUAACAGUUAAAAAAGAGAAGAACAGCCCCCCUAAAGCUUGCGCUGGUGGAACUCACAUUCUUGUACUUCCAGACAACUCUAUUUCGUUGGAUGGCUCAAAAUCUUUUGAUGACCAGGGAAUUGUUUCAUAUUUGUGGAAAAGGGAUGCCCAGAGUCCUGCAGCUGGAGACAUCAUGCACUCUUCUGAUCAUGAUCCCAUACUUCAGCUCACCAAUCUGGUAGAUGGAAUAUAUAUCUUCCAUUUAACUGUCACUGACGCUAAAGGAGAAACUGAUGUUGACACUGCAACUGUGGAAGUGCGUCCUGAUCCAAGAAAACAAAACCUGGUUGAAUUAAUUUUGCAAGUGGGAGUUGGGAAAUUAACAGAACAACAAAAGGACACUCUAGUGAGACAGCUGGCGCUUCUCCUUAAUGUGUUGGAUACAGACAUCAAGGUUCAGAAGAUAGCGGCGCAUUCUGAUUUGAGUACUGUAAUUCUAUUCUACGUACAAAGUGGCCAUCCUCUGAAAGUUCAAAAAGCAGCAAACGUGGCCCAGACUCUUCAGGACCAACUGUUAAAGGAGAAGGCAGACUUCCUUCUCUACAAAGUGCUCAGAGUGGAUACAGCUGCCUGUCUGUUGAAAUGCUCUGGCCAUGGACACUGUGACCCAAUAACUAAAUCCUGCCUUUGCUAUGCCUUUUGGAUGGAAAACUUGAUACAACGUUAUAUCAGUGAUGGAGAGAGUAACUGUGAAUGGAGUGUGUUGUAUAUCGCCAUAGUAACCUUUGCAAUGGUUGCCUUUUUAAUGGGCAUCGUUUGGCUUUGCAUCUGCUGCUGCCAAAGCCAGAAAAGGACAAAAAUAAGAAAAAAAACAAAAUAUACAAUUUUGGAUAAUAUAGAUGAACAAGAAAAAAUGGAGCUGACACCAAAGUAUGGAAUAAAGCACAGAAGUACAGCACACAACUCCAGCCUAAUGGUGUCCGAGUCUGAGUUUGAAAGUGACCAGGAUACUAUUUUCAGCCGUGAAAAAUUAGACAGGGAGAACCCCAAAACCAACGGCAUUGGAGCUUUCAAUAGUGGCAUACCCUUUAACUUUAGCUCACAAUGCAGAUAAAAUGUUGAGCCGGAAAAAGAAAGUACAUUAUAGUCUCAAAUGUGUGUGCACACAAUAAGGUGGGAGACUCUUUAAGGCAUUUUGCUUGUUUAGCACUGAAACUUUAACUCCACAUGUUAGGUAUAAAUGAUUUUUGAUGUGGAGGACAGGUAUAGGUGGGCUACCAAAAUAGUUUACUAUGAAUAAUUAAUAUCAAUAAUAAUAAAUAUCUAUAGUUUCUGUUAUUGUUGGUACUGAACUAGAAUAUGAAGCCAGUUUCUCUUAAGCACCGAAUUUCAGAAUUGCUGAUAAAACUAAUUACAAGUCCAUUAAGAAGCCCUUCAAUAAAAGGGUGGUGCUGCUUAGUAGGGAGGGGUUUGUUUGUAUAAAGCUAGAUAGGGCACUUUGAACAAACUGCUGUUUAUGAAGGAAGGGGGGCCAGGGAAAAUGGCCCAAAUUUCAAAUUAGUGCUUUAUAAUGACAAGAAAAAUAGACAAGUUCUUCCUUAAUAUAUAAAAUGUACUAAUACUUGGAUACAAAAUGAAUGACUAAAAUAUAUGAUUAUUAACUGAGCAAUGUGAUGGAUGUGUAAAUGUUAAACUAGUCAGGCAUUCAGAUUUUGAGGAGUAAUACCUAUUUAUAGCAACCAGUGUUAUCUGUAACAAGUCUUUUUUUUAUUGUUUUUGGACAAACUGUUGCUGCUUUAAAAUGAAAUGCUUACUUGCUGGUGCUGAGAUAAUACAUUUGCUAACCAAAUGCUA